This is a messenger RNA of Pseudomassariella vexata, 1755 nucleotides long. Its product is annotated as DHS-like NAD/FAD-binding domain-containing protein. The transcript has 4 exons. The record is from RefSeq and is a predicted model, not a curated record. Gene Ontology annotation, molecular function: NAD+ binding. Lineage: Eukaryota; Fungi; Ascomycota; Sordariomycetes; Amphisphaeriales; Pseudomassariaceae. The coding region runs from base 98 to 1456 and encodes 452 amino acids.
GUUCAAUUGAUACGGAAAUUCUGAACUACAUAGCCAAGCUAGGCAGAUGCUGCUGCCUAGUAUCAUAGUGCAGCACUAAAGCACGGGCGGUUGUAGAAUGAUCCAACGUUUCGCUUACCCACCUAUAGAAAGACGCCACCGGCCCCUAUCAUAUGACUUCCUCGCUUACUAUCGCAACAGGCCUUGUCUCAAGUCAUCUAACGAUCGGACAGUUGUACAUUCCGGACCCAGGGGAGGUUUUGCGGAUUGUCUUCCAGUAUCAACGCGUCUCACCAUGGCCACAACCGCCCGCAGAACCUCCGCAGCAGAGCGCCGCGAAGAAGUCAGUAUAGUCGACAGAAAAGCCACAGAGCUGGCGGAUCUAAUACGUGAAAGCACAAAUUUCAUCGCGUUCACUGGGGCGGGCAUCUCGACCUCUGCUGGCAUCCCCGACUUCCGCGGCCCAGAGGGCGUCUGGACGCUCAGGGCUCAGGGUAGAGAGGGUGAUUUGAAGGCGGUCAACACGCUGCAGGCUGUUCCAACGUCUACGCAUAUGGCGCUUGUGGAGCUGCAGAAUCGGAGAAUAUUGAAAUACUUGAUAAGCCAGAAUUGCGAUGGGCUUCACCGGAAGAGUGGGAUAUUGCCUGACAGAAUAUCCGAGCUGCACGGGAACAGCAACCGCGAGUCUUGCAAGGUCUGCGACAAGGAAUACAUUCGAGAUUUUCGGGCGGUCGCCACCUACGACAAGAGCAUCCACGACCAUCGCACAGGACGGAAAUGUACUCGCUGCGGCGGAGUCCUACUCGACAGCAUCAUCAACUUCGGCGAAUCUCUACCCACACAGCCACUACAAGACGCCUUGAACCACGCCAUGAAAGCCGACCUCUGUCUUGUUCUCGGGUCCUCACUCACGGUGACGCCGGCGGACGAGAUCCCUGGGGUAGUUGGUCGAAACUCAGGUGCCAAACUUGUCAUUUGCAAUCUUCAGACGACGCCACUGGACCAGCUUGCGGAUCUACGCGUCUUUUCCGAUGCGGAUGAUUUGAUGGCUCGAGUCAUGGGGAAACUGGGCGUUCCUAUUCCGCCGUUUAUUCUGCAUCGCCGGCUGGUCGUCAAGGUGGAGUCAAAAGGGGACAAAAGGCAUCAGUUGACGGUUUCUGGUGUAGAUGUGGAUGAUACGCCAGUGACGUUCCUGCACUCCGUCAAGCUGGAGGGGAAUCGACGGGUGGCUCGGUCAGAGCCAUUUGUUAUUAACAUUCGUGACAAGUUAGCUGCGGGCGUGGUGUUGAAGCUUGAGCUUGAGUUCAUGGGUCAUUAUGGCGAGCCUAACCUUGAGAUCGAUUAUGGCGUCGGAGGCGAGGAUGGUUCUCAGGCUUGGUAUCGUCUCGAAUACAAUCCUCAAACGGGGGCGUGGAAGACGAGUACGGAGAAGCACCAGGUGCCUAUUGGCGGAGGGGACACACAGUGGUGUGGAUAAGAAAAUAUGAUAGGCUUAUUUCCAUGGAAAACUCUAGGGUGCCUAUCAUCUCAAACUGUAAUUGUUGGCAUGAAAGAGCCGUUUCCUAUUCACUUGCAUUCUGUCACUGUAAGAUCGAUCUGAUCUCUUAUCUGUAUGGACGGGGGGGCUGUGAAAGUGGCUUGGCCCGAGCCACCCUGCCAGGUCACCGAAAAUUGAUCCUGGCUCAACUGUAUCGAAAUGGAUUAUGAAGAGGAACACUCUGGCUGAGACGGGAGCGGAAAGGGGCUGCGCAGCUGUGAUGCUGGUGUUAAUCGUUG